CGGGGGAGCCGGGCAGGAUGAGCGCGGCCCCGGACACCUCCCGCGCCCCCCAGCCGCUGCUCCGCUUCCCCGACGGGGCGGGCGGGCCGGGCGGCGGGCGGGCGGCGCGGGGGGGCCGCGCCCCGGGGCCGUGUCCCUGCCCCUGUCCGGGGGGGCCGCGGAAGCGGCGACGGACCACCUUCAGCCAGGGGCAGCUGUCGGAGCUGGAGCGGGCCUUCGCCGCCGUGCCCUACCCGGACAUCGCCACCCGGGAGCGCCUGGCCGAGCUCACCCAGCUGCCCGAGGCCAAGAUCCAGGUCUGGUUCCAGAACCGCCGCGCCCGCAGGAUCCGCAGCACCAAACCGGAGCCGCCGCUGCUGCCGCCGCCGCCCGGGGAGUGGGGUCCCCCCGCGGCACCCCCUGAUGACACCGCCCUGGGCCCGGCCCCCACCCUGCCUCCACCGGGAGCCCGCAGCCCCGCUCGGGGCCCCCCCACCUCGCUGGGCUCCAUCUCCGACCUCAUCUACAGCGCAGCCAUCACCAACCUGGGCGAGCCGUAGCCAUGGCGGGGAUCCCUCCCAGCACCGGGGACCCCCCUCCAUGGCACCGAGACCCCUCGGCUUAGCGCCACGAUUUCAUUAGUGUGCGGAAUUACUGCCGGUCCUAAAGGUCCUGAGGAUGUCAUCCAAUAUCCUAAAUGCUGGUGCGGCUGUGGCGGGGUCAGCUCCCCAUCAGCCCCCUAAUACCAACUAAUCUUUUGGAAAAAAUACCUUAAUCUGAGGCCGUAUCCGCGGAUGAUUGUGGCGCGGCCGCCCCUAAUCCGCAGGCACGUUCGCAGGUGCCGGCAGAUCUCCCCGUAUCGGAUAUUAAAGCGUGUUUGCAGAGGGGCUUAGCUGCCAUCAGAGCAUUAAUCACCGUGUCCGGCCCUGGCAGGGCGCCCACCCGGCAGGUGUCCGGGUCCACGGGGCCCGACAGUGCCAGCCUCGUCGCCCCCUCCCCGUCGUGGGUGCACCAGGCUGGCUCCGUUCUCGGCUCUGUGGCACUCGAGAAGCCCCUGGGCUCUGUGUUGAGGCACUUCCCUUCCCUACCCAGAGAAGCGGAGCACCUUUUGGCAGGGGAAGCAGAGAGCCACGCAGCCCUGGCUGCCCCAGCAAGGGCAGGCAAAGG
Messenger RNA from Grus americana (Whooping crane), 1146 nucleotides. RefSeq names its product SEBOX homeobox (gene SEBOX). NCBI's taxonomy places the organism in Eukaryota, Metazoa, Chordata, Aves, Gruiformes, Gruidae. Gene Ontology annotation, molecular function: DNA binding. The record is from RefSeq and is a predicted model, not a curated record. Bases 18 to 539 code for a protein of 173 amino acids. The transcript is spliced from 2 exons.